Molecule: messenger RNA, 2731 nt
Organism: Schistosoma guineensis
Lineage: Eukaryota; Metazoa; Platyhelminthes; Trematoda; Strigeidida; Schistosomatidae
Source: the annotation of a GenBank genome assembly
CAGAUGGUUACUCUCACACCGCAUUCUCUUCUUAAAGUUGUUGGUGCUGGAGUUGAACUUGGUGGCUACCCACUUCUUAUUAUAACCAUAUUAUGUCGUCUUUGUUCAGUAGUUUGACAAAAGCUGGUGUUGGUUUGUUGGCUGCAAGCAGUAUACUCCCACUUGUUCUUUACAAUGUUGAUGGUGGACAUCGUGCCGUAAUAUUCGACCGAUUUAAAGGUGUUAGACCUGAUGUAAGAGGGGAAGGAACACACUUUAUCAUUCCAUGGGUUCAGAAGCCUAUUAUUUUUGAUAUUCGGUCGCGGCCAAGAAACGUGCCUGUGAUGACUGGUUCAAAAGAUCUACAAACAGUGAAUAUAACCUUGCGCAUAUUGUUUCGCCCUGAGCCAUCUACUCUACCAAAGAUUUAUCAGAACCUAGGUUUUGACUACGAGGAACGUGUUCUUCCUUCCAUUACCACUGAGGUGCUCAAAGCAGUGGUUGCUCAGUUUGAUGCAAGUGAGCUUAUAACGCAGAGAGAAUUGGUCAGUCAGAGAGUGAAUGAAGAUCUUACCCAACGAGCUUCAUCAUUUGGUAUAUUGUUAGACGAUAUUGCCCUGACACAAAUCUCUUUCGGUCGAGAAUUCUCAGAAGCAGUAGAAGCCAAACAAGUUGCUCAACAAGAAGCUGAACGUGCACGAUAUUUAGUAGAAAAGGCUGAACAACACAAACUGGCUGCCAUUAUAUCUGCAGAAGGAGACUCAGAAGCGGCAACAUUACUUUCCAAAUCUUUUGGAUCUUCAGGUGAAGGUCUUAUUGAAUUAAGGCGAAUCGAAGCUGCUGAAGACAUUGCUUAUCAACUUUCGAAAAAUCGAAAUAUCACUUAUAUCCCUGAUGGUCAACAUACACUCCUUAACUUGCCUGCUGCACAAUAAAGUCUAUUUGUUUAUCGUGUUCUUUUUAUGUAAAUGUAUAAGAUACUUAAAUCAUCUGAGUUGAGUAUUACCGAUUGUGCACGAUUCAAUUGUCUCAGAAUUUUAGCUUUUGUACCAUAAAUCUUUACCUAGUUAAUAUUCAUUUAUUCUCUUGUUUAUCUAUUUAAAGGCUACUACUAGUGUGUGUGGUCGUUCAAAUGAUUUAAUUACUAUGUUUAAUGAAUAGACUAAAAACCCAGUGUUAUUAUACUGAUAUAGUUCUGUAUGCUUCGGGGAAAAUUGGCACCAACAAUUUGUCUAUUUGUCUGAGAACUAGUAGGUUGGUUUGUAGUGUGGAUCAGUGUUUUGCGUAAUUUUAAAAAGUCAAUACCACAUUGGUAUUAAUAUUUCAAGAGCGAAUCUCAUCAGGACCAAGUAUAUUAUUCUUACCAAUUCAAGGAUCGAUGCAGUGACAUUUUAUAUUCUACGAACCCCCAGUAUUUUACUUAUUUAAACACGUAAACACUGGUACAAUGAGGCACCAAAUAGAUACGCGCCACAUAACUCGAUUUAUGUGAGGGGUGGAGUACUGUCCAGGAGCCCAAACCGGAGCAGCUUGUUUUCUUAGGGGGCCACACCCCGAGUCUUUGACCUUAUGAUCUAAUCCACAAGACAAUAGAGCAACGUCAGGAGAUGCAGUCCCAUGGUGGCCGGUGAUCAAUAAUAGGUUCGCACGUUAAUUGUUUCCUCAGGAUCCAUGUACACCGUUGGUCUGGAGUCAGGGUUUUCCAACUCUGCUAGGUCGAUCUUCGUAUCCACCGACCCGGGUAAAGCACCGGAUAUUCGCUUUUCGUCCUCUCAAUUUCGUAACCAACACCCGUGCGAUGAGAAGGCAGUGAGUAGGACUUUCCUGACAGUGGUUGUAUGCACGUGGCCAUGUGAGAGCAUUUUGAGAGGGAGGGCUGACUCUCCCCACUCUCGACCGUACCAGGGCAGUAUAUAAGUGCUAAAAUCAUUUCGUCCAUGUCCUCUUUAUAUAGUGAUUUCAGGGGUUAUAACGGAAAUCACUGGAUAUUCUUACGAGGUUCUAAAGUAAUAAUGACCAACUAACUUGGACUAUAGAGAUUACGUUUGAAGCUUGAACAUUGCCAUAUGUAUUCGGGUUUUGACAACCAGUUACUUGAACAUUAAGUUGUUCUUUAAUUGUAGAACAAUGGAUCCCUUCCACAGAUGUAAGGAGUUGGUCCGAGAAAUGCAAUACUCAUGACAUUAUGAACAAUCUGAUCACAUCCGUUAAGGUCUUUUUGUACGAAAAUUAAAGAAAGUCAAAUUAAUACAAGUAUACUAUUCUCCAUCCCAAUGGGCAGUUGAUUGGAGGUCUCUAUCUUACCCUCGUUGGUAGGACAUGCUGGCGAAGACAUUCAUGGAGAAAAUACAAUUGUUCUCAAAUGGAAGCCUGCCUUUUGGCGAAAUUCUCCUAUUCGUUGUUCGAAAAUGGGAGUGAGUGGUUCGCUCAGCUAUUAAGGUAGAUUUACAUAUGUACUGUAACAAGAGAGAAUUCAGGUGUGCUAAAACAGUGCUUUCAUAAAAUAUGAAAAACACUAAAUACAUUCACAUCUUCCAUCAGUUGUCCUUCUCGUACUUCAUGAUUCUCCCAAUUCCUCCCUGUUUCUCUUCCUAUUCACUUUAUAUCGAUCUUCGACUGGGAGGCAUUCUACUUCCAACGGCUGCUACAUAUUACUUAUAUCUGUCAGCAUAAGCAAAAUACACAACAGUACUACUAUAUGGUCUGAAUGAUUUUAUUAGACAAGUUAUUCUGCCGUAAAGACCAAUCAGCG